Molecule: messenger RNA, 984 nt
Organism: Penicillium chermesinum
Lineage: Eukaryota; Fungi; Ascomycota; Eurotiomycetes; Eurotiales; Aspergillaceae
Product: ArsA family ATPase
Exons: 2
Coding region: 1-984 (327 amino acids)
Biological process (GO): post-translational protein targeting to endoplasmic reticulum membrane
Cellular component (GO): GET complex
Molecular function (GO): ATP binding; ATP hydrolysis activity
Source: RefSeq, a predicted model, not a curated record
AUGUCAUCCGCUGUGGUCCAGAGCUCCGACCUCGACAUGGAGCCGACGCUCCAGUCAAUCAUCAACCAGAAGACCCUCCGCUGGAUCUUCGUCGGUGGCAAAGGUGGUGUGGGCAAGACCACCACUUCCUGCUCGCUCGCCAUCCAGCUCGCCAAAGCCCGCAAAUCCGUGCUGCUGAUCUCUACCGACCCUGCACACAACCUGAGUGAUGCAUUUGGCCAGAAGUUCGGAAAGGAGGCUCGUCUGAUUGACGGUUACGAUAAUCUGAGUGCGAUGGAGAUCGAUCCCAAUGGCAGCAUCCAGGAUCUGUUGGCCAGCGGCGACGGUCAGGAUAAUGAUCCUAUGGCUGGACUGGGGAUGGGCAACAUGAUGCAGGACCUAGCUUUUAGUAUUCCUGGAGUUGACGAAGCAAUGUCAUUCGCCGAAGUAUUGAAGCAAGUGAAGUCACUCUCCUACGAAGUUAUUGUCUUUGACACCGCGCCGACCGGCCACACACUGCGAUUCCUGCAAUUCCCUACAGUUCUCGAAAAGGCGCUGGGCAAGCUGUCACAGCUAUCGCAGCAGUUCGGUCCGAUGCUGAACUCGAUUCUAGGUGCGCGCGGUGGUCUGCCUGGCGGACAGAGCAUGGAUGAGCUGCUACAGAAGAUGGAAUCAUUGCGCGCGACUAUCAGCGAGGUGAACACGCAGUUCAAGAACGCGGAUAUGACGACCUUUGUCUGCGUGUGCAUUGCUGAGUUCUUGUCCCUCUACGAAACGGAGCGCAUGAUCCAAGAGUUAACAAGCUACUCCAUUGACACCCACUCGAUUGUCGUGAACCAGUUGCUCUUCCCCAAGGAUGGAAACAACUGUGAGCAAUGUAAUGCUCGGAGGAAGAUGCAGCAGAAAUAUCUUGAGCAGAUUGAGGAGCUGUACGAGGACUUUAAUGUGGUGCGCAUGCCACUGUUGGUGGAGGAAGUGCGUGGCAAGGAGAAGUUGGAGAAGUAA